AUUUAAGAGUUUGACUUUGCCAGGAGAAUGUUGAUUAUAAGGAUUAAUGUGCUCUAGGUGUUCCUAUUAUCCUGUGUGUGCUGAGCCACACCUUCUGAUGUCCGAUCAAUAUGGUAGUCUGCUGUUGAGAACUUUCAGUUGUUGUUUUUUGAGAAUCGAUUCUGCGGUAUAAUUGAAGUGAAUAUUGUGACUGUUGUUAAGCAAUGUGUUUAUGCUAUGAUAUCGUAUCAUCUAUUCACAGUGUUACUAUCAAUAUGAAUUAUGUAUAAUCAAUAAUGGUUUUGGAUUAUAAGAUUGCAUAGAAUUUUUUUGAUGUAUUUUGUGAAUUUCGAUUCAGUGUCAGUGUGUUUUGGAGUCUGUAAUUGGAAUUUAAUGUUGUUUACAGAUAUUGUUAGUUAUGUACUAGAAAGAGUAAGCAUUGUCUACCUUAUACAUGACACCCACCAGUUAUAACAGGAGCAAGAAUUUGGGCGUUGUGUCGUUUGCCUAGAAUGGAAAAGUAGAAAGUAAUUUUGUUGUCAUUAAUUUGAAGUUAGUAUUUUCCAAAAUGACCUCUGUGCAUUUUGAGAAUGUCGAUGCUGAAUCGACAAAUGAAAAGGAAACCAAAUUAGCUGAAACUAAUGCUGAAAAUGUUGAUGGAAAUAAUACAAGUGGUCCAGUGCCGCAAGUUUCAGUUCCUGAUUAUACUCCUAAAACAAUAUCCGGUCAAUAUGUAUUUGAUAAAAAUCACUUUGAAAUGCUUCGUAAUAAAUACAACAUUUUGCCCCAUGUUGGACAUGAACGCAUUCUUAAUAUAACUGGUUCUAGUAAGGAUAAUAAUCAACACUUUCCUGGUUUUUGUUUAAACUUGAGAUCUAUAGAAGGAAUAGCUGAGUAUCUCAAUUUGGUGGCAGGAACAUCAGCAUUAUAUCAAGUAUCGGUUUCAUUAUUUGAUCUCAAGUUUAAAUGUUUUUUUGGAAGACAGUGGAUUGGACCAGCAGUACCAUGUGGUGAGAGCAAAAAAAUCAAAUACAAACAGAAUGUUUAUUUUCACACAUCAUUAAAGAAUUCUAACAUAGUGGCUGUUAUUGAAGUUAUAGUCAAUACUACUGAUGACCUGACAGGUAGAAUAAAGAAGUCAUCUUGUGGUUGGGGUAUCAUUAGAUUAUUUAAAUAUAAUGAAGAGUUACCUGACUCAUCUAGAGGUUUACCUCUUCCAUUACAAACGUCCAAAUUAUAUCACGGUUCACCUCGAGCGUUAUUUUUACUCUCAGAACCCAUUGAAGAUGAAGAUUUAUUAAAUCAUAUAGAAGGAUGUGAUGUUAACUAUACUGUAUGUACACAUAAAGUAUUAAUGCAAGUCAUGCAUUUAUUACCUGAAAAUGUUGUUGUUGGUUCUAAAGAUGUUGUACCAGGUUUAGUUGAUGGCAGAGAUUCAGGUAAAGAUAAGUUUAAGAAGCCUCAGUUAUUGAAUCCAGUACCAGUACAGAUGGAGCACUUUACACUACAUUUACAGCCAUAUGUUGACAAGUUUGAAGAAGAGUUAUGUACCUUGUUAAAAGAAGAUCGUGCGAAGCGUGAAAAUAGAAGCAUAGAAGGAACACAAGUCUCUAUUGUUGAAAGACGUCUGCAGGUUGGUGUUCAUAAUGGAUUAUGUUAUGUAGAGAAACCCCAAACAGUUUUAUUAGAAGAACAAGUUGGUCCAACAUCUAGAAAACCAACAGCUAGUCCGUCUGCUAGACGUAGUACUAAAUUUGGUCAUAAAAGGACUGGAUCCAAUGGAACAAAUGCUCAUUUUACUAACUUAGUAUUGAAAAAUCCUAUCCAGAUCAAUGAUUUAUUAGAAGAUCCUCUAUUUGCUGUUAUAUUUAAACUAGAAUAUGUUAUAGCUGAACCACUGUCUGACAAUGAUAGAAGGAUGUCAUUAACAUACGCUAGAGCUCAUACGAGGACGGUAUCAUUACGGUGGGCUGUAUGGAAUCCAUUUCUGCAUGCUAAUCAACGUGAAGUACAUCUAGGCUUAAUAGGUGGUAAUAAACAGUCUCCAGAUGAAGACUUUAUAUAUAAAAUACCAGAUACAGCCAUGCAGGAUGAAUCAGCUAGUAAAACUGUAGGUGGUUUAGCCAUGUUUCAAUGGAGUACUGAAGGCAAGGAAGGGUUUUUACCAGUUCCAAAUACCAAUAUGGCGUAUAAUCAGAUGAGUGGUCUGUCUCAAGGAUUAACUAAUGGUUUAUCUCCCCAUUCUGAUGUUUAUGGGAUGCCAGGAUCUGUGGCAUCUGUACGUAGCGAAGGAGAUGAAAGUUUUCUCUAUGAUAGUACUAAUAUUAGUAAAAAUGUUAGUAAACGUCCACCUUCAGGAAAGCAGAAGGCUCAGAGUAGUCCCAGGUAUGCUGCUUCACUACAAGUACCACAACAAGGUCAACCAGGAGUAAUCUCCCCUCAAGGUAUGCCUUAUGCGCAGCCUGGUAUGUAUGGUGGUGGAGUCUAUCCACAACAGAUGUAUAUGCCUCCAAUGAUACAAGGUGGAAUUUAUCCUACUGGUAUGGCCCCAAUGGCACAGGUUGGACCAGAAGCCAUGCUAAGAGAAAUGCCAUAUACUCCACCACAUGGUCCAGUGUUAACACCAAUACCGUUACCAGUUGGAGGUCAAGGUUUAUCGAGGGCAGCGUAUGCAAGACUGUAUUCUGCUGGUUUUCCACCCAUUGUUGAUAGUAACGGUGAUCCACCAGAAGUUAUUGAUCCACAAUCUAGAGUUAUGGUUAAUUUAGCUAGAGAACAUGCGGAUCCUUUACAAUGCAAUGAAUUAAUCUUCCAGUUCCUGGCUUACUCAAAAAUGUUAGUGUAUGAUUCUAAUGGUCCUAAGAAGAAUGCUGGAACAGUUUUCUUUACCUUCCAAUUCUACCGUUUUCCUCAAAUGACAACAGAAAGAUUAUUGAUGGGUCAACCUCAGAAUGGUUUAACAUCAAGUCCAGAAUCUUUACCAUUUAUACUACAGAGGAUAGAGAAAGAUGGUAUAGCACAACAAAACUCUCCAGGUUAUGAGAUCAGAUAUUAUAUAGAUCCAACUUAUUUAAAACCAGGUGAAGGAUUUUUAUUUUUACAACAUCUAUCACGUCAGACAUUACAUAUUGAUGUAUGGGACGGUGAUACAUUAUUACAGAUUGGUUCCUGUGCUGUAGAACUCAAAUAUUUAUGUCGUUGUGGUAAUGAAGCUGUACAGACAACCUUUGAACUGGAUGUGAUAAAGACAGAUUAUCCAGACGAGUUUUCUACUGUAACUGGUGAUAUUAAGUCAGAUGUGAAGCCUGCUGGGACACACUCGAUACUGCAAGGAAAACUUCAUCUUAGAAUGGCUAAUAUUGGACAUGCUCUCAACUCUAAAUCUAACAAAACAGAUAUAACACCUCUACCAAGUAAAACUCAGAUUCUCGUCUCACAAACAGCUGGUAAUAGUAAAUAUAAAGGUGGUAGUUUAUCUAAUACAGCUAAUGCUAUACUAAGUGCAAAGAAGAUGGUAAAUAAAUCCAGAGCUCAUCAUUUAUCACAGAAUCGUGAAGUGGCUACUUUAUUAUUCUCUGACAAACCAGCAUUAGCUACCACAGAAGAUGAAAAUGAAGUAACAAGAGAGGGUGAUGCAGAGAGGAAAAGAAAACUGGCUCGAAUGCAGGCAAUACGUAAUGCUGCUACUAAUCAAGAGAAACCGACUACAGCUAUGGGUUAUAGAAAAGAAAAAGCUGAAAGAUCACGAGAUUUAAGAACAAUAGAGAUUUAUCGUCUACAGACUAAGAAAGAAGGAAUCGUAAAUAUGUUAAAUGAAUCCAUUACAACAGAACAUACCAUCUUUCCAUCAUUUGGUAAUACAGAAUUUUUCGAGUUUGUCUUUAGAAAUCCAUUUAAUAUACAGCAGACUUUUACUGUGGAAUGUGGAGAUCCUGAUGUACAAGUAGUAACUGAUACAAGAGAAUGGAGACAUUUUAAAACAUUAGGACAACUUCCUACACAGAUAGAAGAAAAUAUGUUCAGUAAGGAAGGAAAAUCUGAAUUUCCUCAACUAUUCCUUCGACCUAAAGAAACUGUCAGCAUCCCUUUGAAAUUUCAAUCAUUUCUGGCAGAUCAGAGUGUACAACCACCUGGUCCUAUUGAUCCAUUAAAGAGUAAGCAAAAUAUGUUUAAAACAGGAGAACAUACAGAUGAUAUUCUACAAUCUAAAUCAGUUCGGGUAUAUUUUAAAUCAGAAGAAAAUAAAGCAGUAGCCAUUAUAUUAUUAAAGAUAGAACCACAACCACAUGUUAUAGAUCAAACCUUCCGUUUCUUUCAUCCAGAACAAUCAUUCCUUAAAAAAACAGUUCGAUUACCACCCUUCCAUACAUUACCAGGUAGUCCUGUUGGUGGUAGUGGUGUUAAUAAAGUCUAUAUAAGAUGUAGUGAUGGUAAUGUUAUAACUGAUAGUAAAGCUACACAACCAGGAGAACCACAUGAUGUCUUCUUUAAGGUUGCACUUGGACAAUCACCACAAAGAAAACGAUUUUUUAUCGCAAUCUAUGUUGAUCCAUUCCUGUCACGACCUAUUCAGAUAUGGCAGGUUUAUGUUCACGCCUUACAGAGAGUUGAUGUCAGCUGUGUAGAAGGACAGACAACUCGUUUGGCACUUACAUUAAAGGGAACUCAAGCUUCUCGGUUAGUUCGAUGUUUUUCGUCUGAUGAAGGAGAGAUGCAGCUAGAACCAGGUGAUCAGUUUAUGUUGACAGCAGGCGCUGUCCAUGAAUUAAAUGUUGCUGUCCGUCCAAAUCGACAAGGAAAUAAGUUUUAUUACAUUAAUGUUGUUGAUGUAGAAUACCAUCAGUUAGUUAGAUCCUGGUUGAUUUGCUCCAGUUGUCGACCUCCCAUCAUCUCCAGGGCCUUUGAACUAAUCCUUCCAGUAGGCGGGGGCAAGGGAUCCAGCAAGAAAAUCACUUACACAAAUCCUUACCCAAUCAAAAAGAUCUUCUUAGUAAGAACAGAUCGUGCAGACUUAGUUCAGUUGAAGGAAACUCAGUUUGAGAUUGAUGGGGGUGGAAGCCAUACCAUUGGUCUAAGAUUUGCUCCUGUCAUGCAGACAGGUACUCUCGAGUUUUUCGUAUAUAUAAAUGACGAGGAAGAUAAGAAUGAAGAUACGUUUAAAUUUACUGCCACAUACAAAUAUUCAGAAGCGUAAUUAUGCAUUCAUUUUAGUCUCAUUAGCCUAAAUCUGUUUAGCGUUGGAAAAAGACAUUAGCUAUUAUAAAUCUGACCAGAAUAUGAGUUCUGGGUUUUUUGUGCUAUUUGUUUUCCUCUACCUAUAUUCUUAGAAAUCCAAUUUAUUCAAAAGGUCGUAAAUUUUAUGUAUAAAGUAAUCAUUCAUGUGUAUAUUAUAUUUAUUGUAUAGAGUAACAUAUUAUUUUUAAUAUUUUGACAUACUGUGAUAUUUCCUGUGCCUCAUUAUGUAGAUAUUUUAGUCAAUGUUUAGUUGUUAAGUGUAAUGAGUUGGCCCGCAUAAUUUUUAAAAACAUAUAACUGAUAAGCAGUCUCAGUUAUUUUUUACUUUAUUGCAAAACUUAAUCAGAUAACCUACCUUACAAAAUAUUUAAGAGAAACUGUAAUGUCUGUCUAAAUAAGUGAAUCUCCCCUCACCAGAUGCUCAUUAUAAUUCUUCAUUUCACUUUAUAUGUCUUCUAAUGAGUUACCGGUCGCCUGUCCAACCUCUUGGGUUUUCUCCGGGGCCUCCGGUUUCCUCCCACUGCUAAAGACCCCUACACGCAAGCGAAUUAUAUAAAUAAAAUUUAACCAUAUGUUAGUCCCGAAAUGACCUAGUUUGUGUCGAGUGGACGUUAAACCCCAUUUCUCUCUCUCUCUCUCUCUCUCUCUAAUGAGUUACAUCAAAGAAUUUAUUUACUAAAUUUGGGGACUGAUUUCUUGAAUAUCAAAAUGUUUUGACCCAUUCUUGUUUAUGUAAUAUCUAAUUUCUUCAUAUAUUGUAUUUUCCUGUGAAAGAUUUUAUUGUCUAUAUCUUGGGAAUCAUUUGACAUUUGUUUAUUAUCAAGAAGUUGACAUCCGUCCUAAUCCCAGAAUCGAUGCAUAUCUGUUUAUUACUGUUUCAUUGUUUAUGUCCAUCUUGAUAAACUUAAUAAUUCUUGAUGAUACCGUCCCAUAAACUUAAUAAUUCUUUUAAUGUUUUAUUUGAAAUCCAUUUAUAUUUGUAUGUGUAGAUAAAUAUUGUUAUAUUUCUUGUAAUAUAAUAAUUAGCAUAAUUUAUAUUUAACAUUGCUAUUAUUCUGUAGUUCAGAAAUAAAAUUGUAAUAUCAUUUAG
Molecule: messenger RNA, 6304 nt
Organism: Patella vulgata (common limpet)
Lineage: Eukaryota; Metazoa; Mollusca; Gastropoda; Patellidae
Product: nephrocystin-4
Exons: 27
Coding region: 548-5173 (1541 amino acids)
Biological process (GO): protein localization to ciliary transition zone; negative regulation of canonical Wnt signaling pathway
Cellular component (GO): ciliary transition zone; cytoskeleton; ciliary base
Source: RefSeq, a predicted model, not a curated record